AUGAAUAGACCGCCACAGGGCCGUGGUCAGCCACGGGUGGGUGCGACUUGGUAUCCAGGGGGCCAAGAUGACUUCUACAUGCCAGAGGUCAUCUCCCCCUCCCCCCAAAGGGUCAUGCCUGAAGUCCCUGAAAACAUGCAGGAUAAUAUCGCGCAAAUGGAGCAUCACGCUCGCGACCCCCGCCGCGUCCAACAACCGCAGCAACAACAAUACCAGCAGCCGCCGGGCCAGUACCGCACCCAGUUCCCCGAGCGCACUUCCUCUGCUGUGCAAGGUCAACUGCAACAACAGCCGCUGGUGCACGAGCAGGGCGCCUACGCGCAGUCGGCGACCUAUGACAGCAUGGACCACCCCAACUUCUCGCCCUUCCCCGUCUUGCGCAAUCCACCCCCAAAUGUUCCGCCCACGGACGAGCAGCGGGAGGCCAGCCUAGAGCGCGCCCGGAUGGCGGUGUUGUCGACCACGGAUCCGGAGAUGCAAUUGGCAUGGGCCCAGGAUGCGCUGGCCUACGUGGAAGUGGCUGCACAAAAUGAGGCCCGGUUGUCAGUGACGCAGCCCCCGCGGCCACACACCCCUCAAGGGGAACGCCAGUUGAAGACCGACGCCUUGAAUAUUGUCACUUUCCUGGCGGAACAGCACCACCCCAAAGCCGAGUUCAUCAAGGGUAUGUGGCUCGAGUUUGGCAAGUUCGGAUUUCGAGUGGACCGCAAAGGAGCAUUUCGCUGUUAUUCUAGAGCGGCAGAGAAGGGGUAUGCGCGCGCCGAAUAUCGCAUUGGAAUGCAGUUUGAGAGCUCGGGAGAGCCUGAGAAGGCAACCAAGCAUUACGAGCGGGGUGUUGCGAUGGCUGAUUCCGCUUCGUACUACCGUCUGGGAAUGAUGAUUCUCCUUGGUCAGCACGGCCAACGCCAGGACUUCCAAAGAGGCCUGGAGUACAUCCGCUUGGCGGCACAAUCGUGCGAUCAAAAUGCCCCACAGGGGGCCUACGUAUAUGGAAUGUUGCUUGCCCGGGAACUUCCUCAAGUGAGCGUGCCGGAAGCCUUCCUUCCUCUGGACCUUAAUAUCUCUCGCGUCAACAUCGAAAAGGCCGCGUAUCAUGGAUUUGCUAAGGCUCAGGUGAAAAUGGGUGCUUCGUAUGAGUUGUGCCAGCUAGGGUGUGAUUUCAACCCGGCCCUCUCCCUGCACUACAAUGCUCUAGCAGCGCGCCAAGGCGAGCCCGAAGCAGAGAUGGCGAUUAGUAAAUGGUUCCUCUGUGGACAUGAAGGCGUAUUCGAGAAGAACGACGAAUUGGCAUUUACCUAUGCACAGCGUGCGGCCCAGAGCGGUCUUCCCACUGCUGAGUUUGCCUUAGGUUACUUCUACGAAGUCGGAAUUUUCGUUCCUGUGGACAUCAAAGAAGCUCGAAGCUGGUACGCCAAAGCCGCCGCCAGCGGCAACAAGGAUGCAUCUGGCCGGAUCGAUAGUAUCUCUCGCUCAAAGACCCUGUCGCGCAGGGACCACGAGAAAGUUGCUAUUUCCCGCAUCAAAUCAACCCGGCAUGCGCACCAACGUGGCAAUUCUUUGGACCCAACCCCCGAAAAUAUCGAGAUGCCCGAUCCUUCGCGAAUGACUCUCUCCGAUUCACCCUCGGCUGCAGCUCCCUACCCUGACCGUGCAACCCCCCGCCCUCGGCCGGGUCAGCCAAGUUAUCAAAUGCCUGAUCCUCGGCCCAGUUCCGCGUUUGGGGUCAAUCCGAAUCUACGUACAAACGGGCCCCCAGGUUACGGUGGUCCUCCGGGUCCCCCGGGCCCUCGUACCCCAGCUUAUGGCCCUGGUCCGAUGGGUUAUCGCCAGCCUAGUGCUGGCACGCCGGUUAGUGCACCAGCAGGUCCAGUAAGCCCCCAGGCGGCGAACAUGAUUAGCCCUGGUGGAACGCCUCGAAUAGACGUCGGUUACUCCGCCCCGAUUCCGCCACCCGGUGAUCGACGGCGUCCUGCACCUACACGACUAGACGGCAUGCCUCCUCCUGACAGGAAGCCGGUGCGAACUCCAGUAAGUGGCCACCCCGGGCCAUUGCCAUCGCCUCGCAGUCAGGCAUCUCCUCGGCCAAUAGCCUCUCCCUCCUCUGGCACAUUUCCUCCGCGCAUGGAGUCCCGACAGCCAUCCCGGGGCUCAUCAUCCUCUACUCCCCAGCCACCAUCCAGCGCCUCCUCGGCACACAUGCCUGCGGCACAGCCACCUAAACCUAGCGCUCCGCCUCCGAGCAAGGGCCCCAAGACUUUUGAGGAAAUGGGAGUCCCAAGUGCCAAGAAUGACAGUGAUUGUGUAAGUGUUCCUAUCACCUGGAUCCCCAGUGCUCAAAGCUAA
Molecule: messenger RNA, 2343 nt
Organism: Penicillium longicatenatum
Lineage: Eukaryota; Fungi; Ascomycota; Eurotiomycetes; Eurotiales; Aspergillaceae
Exons: 4
Coding region: 1-2343 (780 amino acids)
Molecular function (GO): protein binding
Source: RefSeq, a predicted model, not a curated record